UAAGAUCAGCUGGAAGCCUGAUAAGCAGUUGAGCAUAAACUUCUUUUGCUUUCACUCAUGGCUGACAGUGCUUACUCUGGUGCUCCAAGAGACCCCCUCAAGGAAGACAUGCACUUACUGCUGGAGUGCAUAACUUGCAAGCCACCUUGCACCUCUUCCCAGAAGCAAGCUCUGACAUUAAUGGCAGAUAUGUACUUAAUGGAGGAUGAUAACGCAAGGGAGAUUUUCAGAACAGAAGGCUUCCUUGAAGCAGUCAUUGACCUCUUGAAGAAUACGGCAUCUUUAGAAGUGAAACAAGCUUGUCUUUGCACGCUAGCCUGUGCUACUGACAAUAAUGUCAAUACACAGAUAAGACUUUGCAAAAGUGACGUCUUUACAUUACUGUAUUCACUAUUGAGAUCCAGUGAGGCUACUUUGAGGCUAAGAUCAGGAACUGUCGUACUAUUGGCCAACAUAAUGAACAAUAACAGUCAAGGACAAAAGAUGGCAAGAGAGACAAAGUUAUUGUACAAAUUGAUUGAUAUGUUCAAGAGUUUAAUUCAAGAAAAAGAUGAUCUUAUUGCCGACCCUAUUCUUAUAAAUUAUUUUCAAAAUAUUGGCAAUGGAUUGUCUGUAGCUUGUGACAACCCACAGAAUGAGUUGAACCAGUGUCAGUGCAUAUCAAUAUUCCCUGUUGCAGUCCAUGUGUUAGGAUUAGCAGCGGAAGGCUGCUGUGAUCUAGAGGGGGAGUUAGUCGUAUUAAAAUCUGUCAUUAAUGUUUUCACAUCUUGCAUUGCUAAUAAUGGUAACACUCAAGAUAAGUUGUAUAAAGUUGGAGGACUUCGGGUGAUGACAAGAAUGUUGAUAAAACAAAAAGAGAAAACAAUAACAGGAGGAGAAGAUGAAAAGAGACAAGAGAGGCUUGAAUUUAUAUCAUGUCUCAUGCAAGCAAUCCUCGCUGCAGUCACAAAUAAUGACACUAACACAAAGUUUCUGGUCAGUUUUAAAAUGGUGUCCCUAUUGCUGGAGCUAUUGUCUGAUAAAGGAGGGCUCAAUCCAAGACAGCAGCUAAUAGCAAUAACCUGUCUGGAGACACUCAUUGAAAAUUCUGAUGAUCAUUGUAACUGUUUCAUUGAGUGCAAUGGAGAGUCACUCCUAAUCAAUCUCAUGGCUGAGUCUGUAGAUGAAUCUAUAGAUAAAAUGAUACCUAUUGUUAUCAAAAUGAGUAGGAACAGAUUAAAAGUACCACAAGUGAUUGAAGAAGAUGAGGAAGAAGAAGGAAUAUUUGAAGCAAUAGAUAUGCCAAGACACUUGGAUGCUGCUCAUGGUUGCAUGGUUAAUGAGUCUGCAGCUGCUAAAAAUGAAGGGCUACUCAAAAAGAUGUCAGUGAUACCAUUCAAUACUAGGAUCAAUGAAUGGCUGGAAAAGGCAGAGACACAACUACAAAAACCUCCUCUAUACUCACCUUCUCUUGGUCCUGCAGAUACUACCAAUAAAGACAAUGCACCUCUUAUCAACACCACAUUACCUGCCCCACCAUCAGUCUGCACAAGCUUUAAUGCUAGCACAGUUAAGAGUAGAUUAACUGACCUAGAGAUGAGUCUAGCUGAAGAGAAGGAAAGACGAAGAUGCUUGGAAAUUGAGCUGGAAGAAAUUAAAAGGAGAGAAGUAUCCAAUCACGAGAUGAGGGGAGAGGAGGAGGAAGAAACCACUUUCAAGAAGCCAUCCUUUAAGCCAAAGAGAUUCAAAACAAGAGGAGAGAAAAACUCAAUGACUAGAUAUAAGCACAAGGCAACACCAAGGCCAUUAACAAGGGAAGGAGUUCAGGAGACAAAGAGAAAAAUGUACCAAUCAAGCAAAAGCAUUCAAUUACCAAACUUGGGAUUGGUCCCUUAUACUAGUACACCAUCUGAAAGAAUCAUACCUCAUACAACAUUUCCAAAGCGCUACAGUGAGCAGUAUCAUCUCUCUUCUCAUCAUCAGCCAAUUGCUUCUCCUUUAACUCACUCUCAGCCAUUGGUAGCACCUAGUACUCCUAAAAGACAGAGACCUCCUUCAAGGAUAAAGCUAUACAAACAGCAUCAAAUAGAUCAAGAGCACAAGAAGGAAUCACAUCAGCCAUCAUCAUCCCUGCAGCAUCAAGAGAGCAGAAAUGAGAUAACAAACAUUGAGAUAUCAGACGACUCUCACUUAACUGGAUGCAUUGGUUGCAUGUCUUCGCCAGCACACACUGGUGACUCUCUAAACAGUCGUAACUUCAUACCCAGUCUGAGUCUAAGCAACAGCACCUGCCGGUAUCACAGAAAAAUCACAGAGACCGUCCUGACUAAGAAAGAGCUACAUGUAGUACCAGAGGGUCCUAAAGAGGCUGUCUUACCUUUAGAGCCUUUCAUGACAUCUAAAGCCUCAAACAUGGAGAAAGAUGAUGUUAUUUUCAUAGAGAAUGAUAAUGUUGUUUUCUCACCACUUCCCUCUUCUCCAUCUCAGUACAACAUAAUAGAUAGUCCUAUAUCUACAAUAACAACAAGUACACAAUGUACUACUAGUACAGUAACUAUGAGCAAUAAAGAGAAUGAGGCUGAGCCUGGAAUGAAGAGUAAUAGGAAGAACAAUAGAGGGCUACCACUCAUGACUCUGUCUGAGUCUACCAAUGGAGCCUGUAGGCCAUUAGACGAGUUUAUAGCAAAGCAAGUGAAGGAAAAGGCACCAAAGGAGAUGGCAAGGAAAGUUGCUUAUGAUGUGAGUAUUCCUCACCACAACAGGAACAAGAAAAAGAGCACCAAAGGUAGACAAAAGUCAUUGUUCUUCACUGACGAAGAAGUUUCCUAUUUACGUAAAGGAGUAUCAAAACUGGGCCCACGAUGGAAGCACAUACUCAAUGCUUAUCCAUUUCAAGAAGGAAGGACCUCCACUAGUCUGAAGGACAAGUACAGGCUCAUUAAGGACAGGAAAUAAACUUAGACUAUAAAUACGUGUACUUAAUCAGAAUUGCAUAUAAUAACUAUAGUUACAUGAUACAUGUGAAUAAUAUUAAUUAUUAUCAUUUUAGCAUCAUCGUCA
This is a messenger RNA of Amphimedon queenslandica, 3039 nucleotides long. RefSeq lists its product as uncharacterized. The record is from RefSeq and is a predicted model, not a curated record. Gene Ontology annotation, biological process: meiotic attachment of telomere to nuclear envelope; homologous chromosome pairing at meiosis. Lineage: Eukaryota; Metazoa; Porifera; Demospongiae; Haplosclerida; Niphatidae. The transcript has 15 exons. Bases 58 to 2934 code for a protein of 958 amino acids.